AUGAAUAUUUACGAAGUACAAGAUAAUGAUUAUAAUAAUGAUUACAAUAAUGAAAUGAAUUAUGGAACACCAAAUAAUAGUCAGAAUAACGAAAUGAGUGAAGAAUCAAAUGGAGAUGCUUUAGAAACAUUUGAUUCUGAUAACGCUAUAGAAAAACAUGUUUUACGAGUAUUAAAAAUUCAUGAGAAUUUCGAUGCAUUCAGACUUCUACAAGUUCAAAUUAACACAACGAAUCUUAGCACAUUCAUGUGCCUGUAG
Molecule: messenger RNA, 258 nt
Organism: Scutellospora calospora
Lineage: Eukaryota; Fungi; Glomeromycota; Glomeromycetes; Diversisporales; Gigasporaceae
Source: the annotation of a GenBank genome assembly